Molecule: messenger RNA, 258 nt
Organism: Eurypyga helias (sunbittern)
Lineage: Eukaryota; Metazoa; Chordata; Aves; Eurypygiformes; Eurypygidae
Gene: AP5S1
Product: adaptor-related protein complex 5, sigma 1 subunit
Exons: 1
Biological process (GO): endosomal transport; double-strand break repair via homologous recombination
Cellular component (GO): cytosol; lysosome; AP-type membrane coat adaptor complex
Source: RefSeq, a predicted model, not a curated record
UGGAUCUCGGUGUCGGCCCUGGCCUUGGCCUUGGUUUGCGACCCCCCGGAGAACCUCUCGUUGGCCGAAAUCACGCUCCGCCGCUUGGCCCCCCGUCUCCUGGCUUCCCUGCGCCUCCUGGGCUCGGGCGCCGACGUCCUGCUCCGCCCGGACACCCCCGACAUCCUUCUCCGCCGGCUCCUGCCCCACGGCCGGAUGCUCUUCCUCAACGACCGCUUCCUCCAGGCCGUGGAUCGGGAGCUGAGAGCAUCCCACUGA